AUGGCAGCAGUUUUGGAUCCCUUCAAGCCAUUAUCUGCAGAGCUGCGUGUCAUCAGACGGCUGAACUCCAGUCUGUACGGGGCCAGUGGUGGAGAGGAACCUGGACGAUGGCACCCCGCUGCUGGACAUGUCAACCUGGCUCCUUUACGAGACGACGUCCCCCUGCUGGAUCCUACCUGCGGUCAGCUGAGCGCCGGAGCGGAGGUGGACCUUGGGGUCAAAGGUCGACAGAAUUUCAUAGAUUUCCAGCAUGUGGCCUCUGCUCUGUGGAAACCUCCAGGUUUCAGAGAGAGACCACAAACAGCACUAAACCCCUCUGGUGUCUGUGUAGACCUGAGCGAAGACAAGGCCUGGAACUCCAGGAGGAUCCCCGAUGCCGUCUUGAGAGCAAGACUCAGUGGUUCAACCGAUCCUGUUAAAGUUCAACCACACUCUCUGAGGACGUCAACUGAGGCAACAUCGCACAGCAGAUUCACUGAGAAACACACUGGACCUCAGGAUGGCUUCUCUUCUGAUCCGAGGCUGUGGACAGACAACUCAGCAGCAGUUCAGCGCUUCAGAUACACUUCUGCAACACAGAGGAGUUAUGAGGAAGUCGGUUGGGAUGUGAAGUUACCGCGGCGCUUGAGGGCACCAGAAACAACCAUGGAGGAAACGGCGGACCCAGUGAGCGAGCGUCCCUCAUCGAGACGCUACAGUAGUCGACCUCAGCUGUGGCAGUCUGUUGGAGCUGAGUGGAGCAGGCAGCAGCUUCGAUCCAGGAACGAUGCCAAGAAACCCAUAUCAUUCUGCAGUGGAUGUCCGAGGUCCGGUCAGAUCCCUCUCUACACUGGUAUGAUCGGCUCUGAGAACACGCAUAACAUCGACAACAUGGAUGAAGACUUUAACCCGCUGACCCUGAAGAGGAGCGUCGUGCCACCGUACGUGCCUACAGCGCACCGGACCACCAUCCCUGGAUAUACCGGCAAGGCUUCUUACUCUGCUGCUGAUGCUGCAGUCUCUGUCCCAGCGGUCUCCAGUCCUGGGACAAUAACAGAAUGGAGGAGUCCUACUUUCGGCCGUACGGCCCCCCUGUCUCGAAUGGUGACCACCUCGACCCCCCGCAACCCCUUCCUGAGAGUUCCUGUCACAUGCAAACACGCGAGGAGGCUUUAGACAAAGCAGAUGAGAAAGUUUUGAAGGUGUCAGCUUCCUUUUUAUGCCAUCCAAUCUGUUUGUGUGAAUACGUCUAUAAUGAUGUGAUGUCAGUGACUGAUUCGGAGGGAGUUGGAGAAUAAUGAGAUGCCCCAUUAUCAUAAUUUCCCUGAUUUAGAUGAGUGGUUUUCUAACUCUGGGUAGUGAGCUCUUGCAUUGUCCUCUUAAACAUUCGCUCUCUCACCGAAUCACUCACUCGCUCACUGUGUGUGUGUGUGUGUGUUUCAGCCCACACACUCUAUGUUUCUGUCAUGAAGGGCAAAGAGAGGGACCAAACAGAGAUUAUAUUUAAGGAAGUAUGAGGAUUUUCUGCACAAAUGUUACGUGGAAUACUGCAUAGAUCAUAGCGGAUAUCCUUUCUAUCAACACAUUUAACAGUAUAAAAAACAAUGAAAGGUAUAGGAGACCCAUUAUGAGUCAUAUUUUGGGUUUAACCCGAGCUCAUUUGCUCAGGAAGUACAUAUUAAAUGCAGUUUACGCUGCACGCAUCAUUUAGAGGUGUCAUUUUUCUGUAGAUGUGACUGUAAUGCAAAUCGACAUUAUUAUGAGGCGUCUGCCAGCUAUAGCUUUACGUCUGUGGUUUGUGCAGCUUCACGCUUACACAGGAAAUAGGGAUGAGCUGGUUUUCCUGUCUCUCUUCAUCUAUAUUUUGUUUAGAUUUACAUUUCACGAGGAUUACUACUUGAACAAGCUGCUGACUUUGUGAGUUUUAAGGUUUUAUGAUCACUGAUGCAUCACAGUUCUAAUCCACAUCUCAGUUACAUUAUCUUAAAUGUAUUGUCAUUAAAGGGGCACUUCAGUGAUUUAGUGUUGCACUUCCAUACAGUCGGGGGACUCACAAGUGAUUCAUUUGCACGUCAAUAUAUUUUUUUCAAACUUGUUUUUGAGUCAUGAGUACUCUCACACAGAAAGCAAAUAUUUCGCAGCGAAAAAGCGGCAUUUUUUUUUUUCCUUAACGUCGAUUUUCAGAGCUUUCGCACCGUGAAUAAAGGCAUCAACCAAUCACGUCGUGCGGAACCGGUUGAGUUACGCCUAGAUUUAUGAAACAACAACACAGAGGCUCCGUAGUCCGAACUAGGACGGCAAACUUUUUUACUCCUUUCAACCCUGACAAAGGCAGCGCAGGCCAGAUCCACUCCUUCCAUUCUUACCUUUAAAAGCCCUAGACAUAUAAUAGCGAGUAUUUCACAUUUUCUUGUCGUGUAUUCUUCACACCCCCGUUGUUUAAAGGCCUUUAGUCUUGAGUACGGGCCAAACUCCAAAAGUGUUGGAUCCUACAUUUCCCAUAAUGCAGCUCAAUAGCAUCU
Molecule: messenger RNA, 2501 nt
Organism: Sebastes umbrosus (honeycomb rockfish)
Lineage: Eukaryota; Metazoa; Chordata; Actinopteri; Perciformes; Sebastidae
Product: spermatogenesis-associated protein 48
Exons: 9
Coding region: 1-1155 (384 amino acids)
Source: RefSeq, a predicted model, not a curated record